CCGCAGAUACAGCAGCACUGCUUGACAAUGAUUCUCUUGGUCGUAGCUUGCUGCCUCCUUUGUGUACUUGGAUUUGAUGAACAUCAACUGGACUUUGACAAGAUAUAUAAGGACGAUGCUGACCUGUUGACGGAGAGAAAAAAUGACAUCUUAAUACUGGCAGGAGGAACUGCGAUUGAAAAGAGCAUUCUUUCAAAAUUUUUACGCAGAGACCCAUCAUUGGUAAUCGCUAAGAAUGCCGAGCAGAACUUCAUCUUCACAUACAACAACACAAAAAAUAUCGGUAGUGGAAAUAAUUUGUCGACAGAAGUUUUCCCCCUGAAUAUUGAACAAGAUAAUGAUAGUGAAAUGUCAUUCAUAAGUUUCUUAGAUUACCAGGACACGCCUGGUCCAAGUUUGGACUUGGUUACCGGUUACUUGAACCUAAAAAUUCUUAACUCGGGCAAAAGAUCGAAAAUUUUAAUCGUUCAAAGCUAUGAAAGUAUGUUGGGUAAUAAAAGCGGCACGACUACGUUUACCACAGUGGUAAAGAAUCUUGUACGUCACUUAAAGGGUAGCGUUGAUUUGUAUGUAGAUUCGAUCGGUUUGGCAGCAAUAGGAAUUAACGACUCGGCAAAAACAAACACGGAACUCAAGCAAUCACUGAGGAAUUUUUUGAAGAAAAUAAUCGAAGAUUUAACGAACUUAAAGCGGAACUUUAAGGACGGCGAUGAUGAUCAAUCACAAUCACGCAGUGACAUCAAUGACCAAAUAAGGUUAAUCAAGUUUAUCCUGGACGGUGAAAAAUUUGAGUUGCUCCAUCAGCCUGACACACUCGGAAACCCAUGGGAGCUUGACGCAUUGAAGAAGGAUUAUGAAGAUUUGCGGCAACUAAUUAUAACCAAGCUUGAUUUUUCAACACCUGCUGGGGCUAAUAAAUAUCAAGUAGCUAUGGCCCCCUCCACUAUCCGCUACAUUAAAAACUUUCUGAUUCCAAGUGACAUAGAGAAAAUAAAAAAUUCAUUUAAGGUGCUCUAUGACAAUAUGUUAGAGGGUUACAAUAAAAAACUGACAACAAAAAUCGUACCGCUGGUCAAAAAAAUAGCCAGUGCCUUGAAAUAUAGCAAAAAAAUAUCGAAGUUGGUUGAAGACACGCAGCGCUUUGAUCAGCUUGAAUAUUUACACCGCACACUUGUUGGGCCUGACCUGCACGGAAACAAAUUUCCAAAGGGAUUAAUUCUGAAGUUGAAGAAAAUACAAUAUCUGUAUGGGGUCACCGGUGACAAUGUCGAGGUAAUAAAAAUUCGUAGCAAAGCAGACAGUAUGUUUGGUUUGAAAGGUCAGCUUCUCUCAGAAGUGAUAUCCACUAGGAGAUUUCAAAUGUUCAUGACAAGUAUUAUUAGCGACUUUGAUACGUAUAAAAUCCAGACCUCAAAUAUAACAUCAGAUUUAAAUAGCAAGGUAACCUUCCAAAUCUUGAAGACGCUUUUGACCAAGCAUGGAUUCACACUUGAAACAAUUUCGCACGCAUCAGGGUUGUCAGCAGAACUAUCUCAAAAAGAAGACUUAGAAAAACUGCUACAAAGUUACAAGCCUGUCAAGGAAAGCUUUCAUAGAGAUGAUGCGAAAAAGAUUGAAGGUACCUUCAGUGGAAAAUACGUCGUCCUCAGUCGACUUGCUAAUGAAAUUGUAAAAUACAAUGAUCUGCAAUCAAUUAUAAUCAUUGCGUCAAGAAAGAUUUUCAUCGAUACUGACCUCCACUUACAAGAUACACAUUUGGCACUGGUUUCUCCUAUAAUCGAGGUUGUUGGUGGAAAAAGAACGAUUGUUCUUACCGGAAGUGACGGUACUUCUCACAUAGAGAGUGCCGAGAUGUCCUCAACGCCUGGAGAUGAUGGAGAUGCAGGAAAGCAAGGUGGUAACGGAAGGAGUCCAGGGCAAAUCCAAAUUUUAGCCUUAAAAAUUUUAAAUGGACCCUUUUUAAACAUACGCAGCAUUGGAGGCAAUGGAGGAAAAGGGCAAAAUGGAGGGCGCGGAUGGAACGCAAGUCCCGUGAAUUACCCUUUGUGUUUCGACCAAUAUACAGGAAAUAAAGAGGGAUUAAAGAAUCGCUCAGUCACCGAAGGGUACACCUACGAAGACGAGGAACAAGAAGUACGAAAAGUGGAGGUCUCUACUGUAUUAUACAAUCUACUGGUGACCGUUACCGAUAGGGCAAAUGCAUCAGCAGGGAACGGGGGGCCUGGUGGCAAUGCAGGAUUUGGAGGAAAAUCCAGAAAACCUGAAGUACAUCUAAAGAUUUUGGAGCCAAGUUUACCAAAAAACAUUGUAUUAGAAGACGGAAAACCUGGCACUCCUGGAAAUGGAGGUGAAGCAGGUUCUAGGAACAAUACAUGCAGUUACAGAAAGUACUUGUGCACAGCUCGCACUGGUAGUAAAUUGGUUCUUUUAAUUCAGUUUUUUAUUAAAUCUGAUGUUAAAUACAUGUGCACUAAUGAUAUCACUGGCUUUUGUGAAUCUCAAUUAAGGGAAGCAAACGCUGGAAACGAUGGGCUCGAGGGAAGUGUAUCAACAGAGUAUUUAAACGAGGUUCCUGCUCCUAAGUUGCACCACCUUAGUUUGAAGUUCAUUCAAAAUUCAUUGAAUAUGAGCACCGAUUCACUUCAUCAAAGCACAAGGGAGCUUAUAGAGAUGGUAUUGACUUCAAAUGCCCAAUUUAGUGAAAUGGAAGAAAACGAUUUUCUCAAUUUUCUCAACACCAUGGACAAUCUUUUAGAAAUGACCUCGCAAAAUUCUGAUGAUUUAGAUUUUAUAUUUAACCGCAUGUUUGAGUCAUUCAAAAUGUUUACACAGCAUUGUAACAAAUGUAGUACCACAUAUUUACAGCUGAUCAACCUGGGGUUUGCAAAUCAAAUUGAAAACCUAAGAAUGUUCUCUAGUAGUAAACAAAUAAUUCGGCUUCCUUUGGCCAUAGCAAAUCUAAUGAAAUACUUUGACGAAAUUUCCAGUGACAAUAAAGUUUUGCAGGCAAUUCAGAUUACUGACAAUGCUAAACAAUCAGCAUUAAAAGAAAUUGCUGAUGCCACAAAAUUAGUUAGAGACACAAUAGAAAAAAAUAUAGAAGAGGUCAGAAAAAAUGCUGAUGCCAAAAUUGGAGAUCUGUUUCGAGUUUCAGACGAGGCGCGGCAGAAAUACACUUUUAACGGUAUUAAUCUAGAAAAACAGCGGCGUGAAUUGGGAGCGGCAAUGCAAGUUAAGGCCAUAUUGCGAGUUUUUAAAUUGUCUGCUAAAAUUGGAGCAGCAAUUAUGAACCCAGCGGCAGAGAUCGGCCCACUCAUUUUUGGUAAUAAUGAAUCGCUUUUUGGAAUUGCAACUGAUCUUGCAAAAAAAGUUGCAGGAAACUUUAUUGAAAGUGGCUAUGGAACUGCUUUGAAAAAAAUAGGUGACUUGCGAGACAGGAAACAUCGCGCAACAGAGAGGUGUUUUGGUGCUAUCAGAAAUAUAAUCGACGCGGACAGCAAGUUAGGAGGAGUCAUAACUGUUCCAGAACUUAGGACUCAACUACUUCAAAUGCUGGAAAUACAAAAAGAGAGUGAUAAUAUAAAUCCAGAAACUCAAGCAGUAUUACUAGAAAGAGCAAAUGAUUUACUGCAAGCCGUCCAAGUUGAUUUGGAAGCAAAAAUUGAAAUGUUUGAUACACUAAGCGAUGACAAAAGGCAAAUGAAAAAGGAAGAGCUGCAGAAAUUAAGCAACGGCGUGAAGGAGAUUAUUGAAAGUGAGAUUAUUGGAGAAACGGCCGAACAAAUGCGCGAACAAGCAAAAGACGAUUUUGCGAUUCAGGAGGUAAAUAAAGCAAUUGAAGAAAAUAGUUUAGCGCUGAAAAAAAUUGACCAAUAUGAAAAACAGAUUGAUGAUGAAAUACAACCACUGCUAAAUGGAAUGUUUGUGAUUCUUGAAAAUAUUAAAGUAACGGGAAUUAAAAAUGAUACAUCAAAAUACAUCCUUCAGUUUCAAAACUUAGACAUCAGGAAGUAUAGUCGCAGCUUAAUAUCAAUCUUCAAUAAAUUUUUGGAGGAUUUCGACGAGGUCAAGGGUGAUUUGAGAAAUAUCUUGGUGGACCUUGAAGACUUAAUGGGCAUCCUAACCAGGUCUUACGAUAAAAUCAGCGAGGUUAAUCAUCAAAUAGAACUAAAAGACUUUCUAGGUAAACUGCACAAUGGAAAUUGUGACAAUGUUUGUCAAGUUCAUAAGAACAUCACCAACUCGAUUGAAACUAACGAGCUUGUUCGCCGGUUUGUGCACAUUUUUAUAGCUUAUCAGCAAUGCCUGUUUCCUUACGGUGGAGAAACAAUGAGUGUGUUACGUUCCACGCUAUCCGAACUGAGACAAGGUAAAUAUAAAUUAUCAAGAGAUGACAAGAUUAAGAUUCUUAAAAAUUCACUUCAAACAAUGAGCAAGAAUCUCGCUGAAACAAACACUGCUAUUAUCAAUGAUGUUGAUAUUGGAAUUUCAUUUAGUAGCUUUAACUCCAAAUACCUGACAAGCAAACCCUUCUACACUUGGCCUGGGUCCAAAUUUGGCAGUGAAAUAAAAAAACUGCUCAUGGGAGAAAAAGUUACUCUAGUAGCAUCAGUUACAGCGCCGAGCGUAAAAAAUGCAGUCAAGUUUAAUACAGUAAUGAUAAAUUUUACCUCUUCCGAUCAAGAAGUGUCCAAGCAAGUCCAAGAGAUGCUCAUGCAUUACUGGGUUGAAAUGACCUACGGAGGCGAAAGCUACUACCGCUGCGGAUCUAACUAUUACGCUAUUAGUGGAGAUCCACUGGACUUUAAGUUCAGUUAUGAGCGCGAUGACAAAGGCCAAUUAAUAUCAAGAAAUUCUGUUUUUGAAAAACUGCAAUACUCCGAUGUACCUUUAAGCCCUUACACCGUGUGGAAAUUUAAGUUAGUGCAUAGCUCGGGAAAAGACCAGGAAUAUUUAUCAGAAAAACUUUCCCAGUAUGCAGAAAAACUGGAUCUAGAACUCAUUGGUGAUGGCUACUUUGUUGAGGAGGGUGCGAGAAUAUGUUCUCAAGAUUUAGGACAGUUUUACAAUUAUUAUGGGAAUACUCUAUAAAUUUCUUAUGCAUAAGAAGAAAAUAGGUGUUUAAGGUGUAUGGUGUAUUCUGCAUAAUUUAUAAAAGCCCCUUUCAAAAGAGUGUAUUUGUUUGAUUAAUAAUUUUGUCAUACUUUUUCUUCAAUAAAAUUUUUACUUAAUUUGUAAUGAUACUUGAAGAUAGCCUUUAAAUAAAAUUAUUUCAGCAUA
Neocloeon triangulifer is the source of this 5280-nucleotide messenger RNA. RefSeq lists its product as uncharacterized. Lineage: Eukaryota; Metazoa; Arthropoda; Insecta; Ephemeroptera; Baetidae. The record is from RefSeq and is a predicted model, not a curated record. The coding region runs from base 28 to 5091 and encodes 1687 amino acids. The transcript is spliced from 3 exons.